This is a messenger RNA of Gossypium arboreum, 1110 nucleotides long. RefSeq lists its product as uncharacterized. The transcript has 2 exons. Lineage: Eukaryota; Viridiplantae; Streptophyta; Magnoliopsida; Malvales; Malvaceae. The coding region runs from base 1 to 1110 and encodes 369 amino acids. The record is from RefSeq and is a predicted model, not a curated record.
AUGUUUAUUGCUGAAUAUGAAUGUGCAUUUACCAGGUUGAGUAAAUAUGCUAAAGAGUUAAUAGCAGAUGAAGUAGAUAUGUCUAUAAGAUGUGAAUGGGGAUUGAAUGAAGAAAUUUAUGUUCCGCUUUUACCCUUACAUCUACAAGAAUUUCCUAUUUUGGUUUAUAGAGCACAACGACUUGAGGAAGGAUUAAGUCAUUCAAAAGAGAAGAUUAUGGGAAAAAGGCUAGCUAUGAGUUCUUUGCCACCAUCUUCAUUUAAAAAGAGUAGAGAUUUUAGAGGUUCUAGGUACUUAUCACAGGUCGGAGGACCAAAAAUCAAAAGUCAGACUUGGCCGUCACAGCAAACCACAUCAAUGGCUAUUACGGGAGGCUCAGGAAGAAAAUCAAUGACACAUUAUUGUUCGAAGAUGCUUGAGAAUACUUUAGAACAAUCAAUAAAGAGUAUUCUAGCUCAAAAAGGAAAUAAACAGUCUAGAAUAGUUAGUCAUGUUCGUAAAGAGCAAAGGCCAACAAGAGAGAAAGUUGGUAGAUCUAAGAGUCGCAUGCCUCGAACAUAUGCAAUUUGGACUCAAGAAGAAGGAGAUGCUUUAGAUGUGAUCACUAGUGAAUUCUCUUUAUUUGAUACUAUUGUGAUUGCUUUAAUUAAUUUGGGUUCCAUACAUUCUUACAUUUGCACUUUAUUAGUAAGAGAGAAAGAAUUGCCUGUAGAGUUUACUAAACAAAAAGUCAUAAUGACAAAUCCUUUUAGACAAUGCAAGAGAGUGAAUAAGAUUUAUAGGAGAUGUCCUUUAAAAAUUCAAGAAUGUGAGUUUCUAGUAGACCUUAUGGCUCUUUCAUUUCGUGAAUUUGAUGUGAUAUUGGGCAUGGAUUGGUUGUCCGAAUAUGGAGUUAUGGUUGACUGUAAAAGGAAGAGAAUUUCUUUGAGAACUCUAGAUGGCAAUGGAAUGAUAGUGAUUGGUGAGAAUUACAGUACCUUAUUUAAUGUUGUAUCGACAAUGGAAGCUUUUAAGCUGGUGAGAAAAGGUCAUAUUGCUUAUCUUGCUUACAUUUUCAAUGCUCGUGUAUCUAGUCUGAAGAUUGAGGAAAUACCAAUGGUUAGAGAGUAA